CGUAAUAUUCCGGAAGUGGCGGAGUCAGUCAAAAUGGCGCAUGACAGUGAAUUGGAUACAACACAAGAAAUGGUAAACUAAUGUUAUCAAAUAUAACCCCAUCGUCUUGUGUCCUCAAGAUAACCUGAGCCAUGUCACAGUGUAAAGAAAGUGCAAGUGAAUUCAUUCAGAAUACAUUUAGCCCACACAUAGCUGUGCUUUGCAGUGCUGAUGCACAGUUGUUAUGCCAGAAAAAUAAUUUGACUUUUGUGCAGCUUAUCCAACCAUUUUGUCGAUUAUCCAGUGAAGUUCACAUCAGAGAUGCCAACAAUGGAACUCAUUCCAUUCACAAUCUACGCAUUAGUGCCUGUGACAUGGCUGCCCAGCCUCUUCAACAAAAUGUCAUUAAAAAGCAGCUGAAUGAUGCUGUUGCGUCUACGUAUGGUCUCACACAGGAACCUGGUGCUAAUGACAGAAUUUCUAUUGGAAAUUAUGACCUUCAGUUGAACUCAUCAAGUCCUUGGUUUGAGAACUGGAGAGAUGUGUACUUUCAAGUGUUACCUCCAUCAGACCAUGAGUAUCUCAACCACUGUCUCUCAUGCAUAUUUGUUGUUGCUUCUAGCAACGGGGAUCCACUGAGCACAUUCACGUCACUAGCCAACCAGCAGGUCACUCAGCAGCAGCAGUAUCCGAAUAAACUUCCGCGCUGGUUCUGCCAGGGUAUACUGCACUACUAUGUCUUACUUCACGACGUUGUUGAUGGGGAGCAAUCCAGAGCAGAAGCAAUCUACCAAAGCAUGAAGGCAACAUUUGGGGUGCACAUCUGUCACCUGUUGCAGAUCAAUUCCAGAUCCAAAAACACAUUGGACUCUAUGAGGACUGGAGCACCAUUACAGCCAGACCCUUGGAGUCAAUUUCUUACCAAGACUUCCCACUCACUGGAAAAUAUGGACUAUGACCAUCUGGAUGAGUCCCCAGUCUUCCCAUCCCAUCUCUCUGAGGGCAACCCAGACAAUGGUUCAAACAAUGGUCUGACUGAUUCCUUCUAUGACAACAACAUGGAAGAGUCUGGCUCUUCUGGCAUAACAUCCUCUUUCUCCUGCGACCCAUUUAGUCACCCACUGGCCUCUCCGACAACCCCACCUAGUCGUAACACACCCUCACCUGACAGUGACCCCACAGCUGCAGCCAGUGGUUAUCAAGGAGAUGGACGUCAUUCUCUGUACUCUAGUCACUACAAGAAUGCAGUUGAUCGUCCCCAGAAUAGGACACAUGGUAUGUGCCUUUCUCCGAGUGAUCACGAUCGCCUGCGUAUAUUCAUGCAUGAGUUUGUGGUCAGAGCCCUCAUCCCUUGGGCAGAAAGACAGAUGAAACUUUUGAAUGAGCAGCUGACAUCAAGAAAAGGUAUUCACAGAUCUUUUCUGAGUGCCACCAAGAAAUGGUUUGGUACUAAACCUUCUGGAGCGAUCCCUGCAUCACAGAGUACUACUAUUGUGUACACUAAAGAUGCCCCUGAACUACAACUAAGGCGUCUGGCAGAUCUUGCAUUCUUGUUUCAAAUGUAUGAGUUUGCUUAUAACACUUACCACACUGCCAAGAAAGAUUUCAACAAUGACCAGGCUUGGUUACACUUUGCUGGCGCUUUGGAAAUGGCUUGCUUAUCAAUAUUUCUUCAGGGCAACCAAAGUCAGAAACAAUAUCCACAUCAUUACAUGGAGACUGCUAUAUCUACUUAUUUAACCUCAUGCAGAAAUCUGCACUAUGCCACUAGGGCAACGCUGACCAGUACAGAGUGUCUGAAGAAGCGUGGCAUGUACAAUGAAGCAGCCACUCAGUUCCUGAAGAUGACCAGUGAGGACUCUGAUUUGACAAGUGCUCUGUUCUUGGAGCAAGCUGCACAUUGUUUCUUGGCACUUAAAGUUCCCAUGGUGAGGAAAUAUUCAUUCCACAUGAUACUGGCUGGCCACAGAUUUAACAAGGCAGGACAGAGGAAACAUUCCUUGAGAUGUUAUACUCAAGCCCUACAAGUGUACAAAGCCAAGCAUUGGUCCAUAGCAGAGGAUCACAUUCAUUUCACCAUUGGCAGACAGUCCUUCAACCUCAAGCAACUGGAGAGUGCAGCAGCAGCAUUUAAGCACCUCCUGACAGCGGAGAGCAAGCAGCCAACUUCCCAGCAAGCUGCUUUUCUCAGGGAAUAUCUUUUUGUCUAUAAGCAAUUACUGACUCAAGAAGAGAGAGACAGCAGUACCUACGGCCACCUUCCAGAGCUGCCACUUCCCCUAGUGGACAGCAAUGCUACAAAAGUUCUUCUAGCUGCAUCCCAUAAAGAAAAUGAAGAAGGCAGCAGAAAAAGUCUGGCCACAGGAAUGUGGUUUGACAGUGACGGUGAAGAUCCCCAGAAGUGGGAGAUGCUGGAGCAGAAGUUGAUCCAAGCCUCAGGCAAGUCCCUGAAGCCCAGUGCUCAGCUAUUUACAAACAGAUCAGAUAACAGAUUGAGUCCCAUAGCAUUUGUUGGAGAAUGCAUUGCCAUUGAACUUCAGGUUGAGAACCCUCUACAGGUCAUGUUGGUCUUGUCUGAUGUUUCACUACUCUGGACAUUUGUUCCCGCUCUGCAAGGACCUGAUCCACCGCAGGUCAUUUCCAAUGAGGUCACAUCUGGGGUUAAGAAUAACCUGGCAGAUGAAAUUAUCCAGACGUCUGUUAUUAAAGAAGUCAUUGUGCAGGGGAUUCAAAGUGAAUAUAUUCAACUAACUCUGACACCCAGACAACCAGGCCAGCUCAGGAUUGUUGGUUUGGCUUACAAUCUGGGUACCAGCUCCAUGGCCCAGAAUUCAUCACUGCAGCAAGAUGCCAGCCAGGGAGCUGCUAACCAGCACAAGCCCAGCUACGUCAGCAGCGUUGUUGUCAGAGGAAAGCAGAAACUUGAGCCCCAGGGUCAAAGGUUGAAUGGCACCAAAGAGGAACGCACACAGAAAUUGUAUGGGCCAGACAGACGAUUGGAUCUGGUUGUUCAGGAAGAAAUGCCUAGUUUAGAAGUUGUCUUCUGUGAUUUCCCUGAGCACCUGCUGUGUGGCGAGGUCCAGUGCAUAGAAAUCAAGUUUACUAACAUUGGCAGAAGCCCACUGACAUCCCUCAGGGUCACGUCCACUCAUCCGAGGUUCUUCACAUUUGGCAGCAGCGCCGAACUGCCCAAGUACCCGUACACCUUUCAGAUGCGGGCCUCGCAGUGCAGCUCUAUCAGCUCAACGCUGACCAGCACUCUGCCUGGGAAGGAUGAAUUUCUUUCUUUGCCCGAUGUGCUGGACAUUCCUAUUGUCAAUGGGGUUCUGAACCCUGGCGAGUCAGUGUCACUUCCCAUGUGGCUGAGAGGGGAUGAUAUAGGUGGCAUCCAUGAAGUAGAUUUUUUGUUUUACUACGAGCCAGUCAAACCCACAUCCACUGUCAGGCACAGAGUCAUACGACACAGGGCUUCAUUGAACACAGUCGAAUCAUUGAGUGUUAGAGCAACUGUAUCUCGUCCCGGAGCUCGGGUGACAUCUAUCAGGGGUCAGGAACUCAACUCCUGCAUAUUUGCUUGUGAAUUGGAGAACUUGAGUCAGGUUCAAGUACAACGUCCUCAUGUGCAGGAGUUGCAGAUCACUCAAGUUUCAUGUGUUAGCCCAAACUGGACAUUGGUCAGUCUAGGAGCUAAACACCACUCUGGUGUGCGUUUAGGCAGUCGAGAAACACUUCAGUUGGUCUUGAAAGGACUAAGGCAAGAACAAGAAGAAGGUUGUAAGAACUUAGUCUUCAGUGAAGUUGCUUUUGACAAGGAUCAAGUCAAUACCUCAUGCAGCCCUUGCUCAGAUUUCUUUGUCCGCAGCUGGCUUUGUCACCAGGCCAUCACAGGGAACACGCCACCCGAGAGAGAGGACUGGUCAGACUGUGCGUUGAAGAAAUCAGCAGCAGAAUCAACAGCAGCAUUGGAUGCCGCUAUCCUGGUCAAAUUGACUCUGGUGUUUUUAUGGAAAGCGUAUGUGGUUCAAGAAAGUGGCCAGAUGAAGAUAGUUGUGGGCCAGCACCACGUUCAUGUGGAUCGGCUAAACACUGUGGCUAUUUCCUACCCUAUACCUCUGGUCCCCGUCACCAAGCCGAUUCUCAAGUUUAUCAAAGGUUCCGAGCUGGAAGAGAGCCCGGCACCGAACCCAGAAGUGACCACAAGGCUGGUUUCAUAUUCAUACACGCACCCACACCAGAAAGACCAUCCAUUUGCAAAAGGUAUGUGCGUGGUACCAGUUGGACUGACGGUCCAGAACCACACUGAGAAAGAAGUCCGAGUCAUGAUAGACACGAGUAAAUCCCCAGACAGUCUGAGCUCCUGUAUUAAUCCAACCGAUGUGCUCAGCUCACCUUCCACGCACGCAGUGAGAUGGAUAGGACUGACCCAGUCCACCUUGACCCUGGGAAAAGGGCAGAGCACCCAGUUGGCUUUGAAGGCUGGGGUGACCCGACCUGGCACUUUCAAUCUCAAUAACCUAUCAGUGUUUGUGACAUUUAGUGCUGACCAAUCGCAGAUGAUCUUACAGAAGCAUGUGACCCCCAGCAUCAUCACGCUUGCGGAUAUUUCAUGAGCAACACAUAACUGACUAGCAGUGACAUUCAAACUAGGCUGUGAUCAUAGGACUAAUUGCGUGACCCAGAGACACUUUUUUAGCUGACUUUUGUUUUAAUACCUAUAGUGACUAUAGUCAAUACAUCUUUCCAUUGUAGGGAAGAUUGUGUGUUACAUGGCAAGGUUUUGAAAUUAUUAUUAUUUUUGUGGCAAAAAUUGACCAAUAGUUUUGAAUAACUUAAAAAACAAAAAAAAAAGCCAAUAAACAAUUCAAGUUUAUAGUGAGUGUAUUGGUGUGAGUGUGUUGUUGGGAGUGUGUUCAUGUGUGUGUGUGUGUGUUGAUAGUCUUGAUCACGACUUCAUUCAGUGUGUGUGUAUAGUGAUUUAAAAUGUGCCAAGUUUUUUUUGUGAAACUAGAGCCAAUUAUGUUGAAGUUGGAUUUGUUUGUUUCUUCUGUAGACACAGACACCUAAAGAUUUGUUUCUACAUGCUAUGUAUAGUUCCAUUUUAUAUGGUUCAAGUAUGGAUAUUAAUUUCAAAGAUAAAGGAUGAUUGCAGUAUUUCAUGCGACCAAGCCAACCCAGUUGCGACCUGUAUAUUUUACCACAUC
This is a messenger RNA of Biomphalaria glabrata, 5180 nucleotides long. RefSeq names its product trafficking protein particle complex subunit 8-like. Gene Ontology annotation, biological process: endoplasmic reticulum to Golgi vesicle-mediated transport; protein localization to phagophore assembly site. The record is from RefSeq and is a predicted model, not a curated record. Bases 132 to 4589 code for a protein of 1485 amino acids. Gene Ontology annotation, cellular component: phagophore assembly site; cytoplasmic vesicle; TRAPPIII protein complex. Lineage: Eukaryota; Metazoa; Mollusca; Gastropoda; Planorbidae. Gene Ontology annotation, molecular function: protein binding. The transcript has 25 exons.